AUGGCUACCGACACAGUGCUGAUUGCUAUCAUGCACGAAGUCACAAAGACUAGCAGCAACCUAAUACCGCCUGGAGACGACGUCUCUCAAUAUUCAGAUGCCGAAAUCAAGAUGCGUAUAUACGGAUCCAAGCUGGUCUUGGUAGUAGAACAGAUGCAACUCCUCACCAUAUGGCUGGUCAAGGCAUGCCUGCUCAUUAUGUACAACCGUAUGACGAUGGUCCUCCCGCAACACAAGAUCGUCAUCGCCACCUCCAUAUAUGUCGCUGUCGCAUUUGUGGUCAUGGAAAUAUUGUACCUUGGGGUUUGGUGUCGGCCGUUCUCGCAAUACUGGGCAGUACCGCCGAAUUCGAAACAAUGCUCGGCAGCGACAAAUCAUCUCAUCACAAACGCCGUCUUCAAUAUUUCCAGUGAUCUAAUCAUCAUAAGCAUACCCAUGCCGUUGCUCUUCAAAGUACGCCUACCGAAGAAGAACAAAACGAUCCUUUUCGUGAUCUUCUGUAUAGGUGCGUUCACCAUCGUCGCAGCAGUCCUCAACAAGUACUACUCGUUCACAAAUCCCUUUGGAACUGAGUGGACGAUCUGGUACCUUCGAGAGUCAUAUACAGCGAUACUCUGCGCGAAUCUGCCCUUGACCUAUCCGCUUAUACAACGGGUUCUCGGUCUAAGAAACUGGAGCUCCAACACAUACACUGCGGAGAACACAUACGGGGCCAAUACCGUCACACGCGCGACGCAGUCUGCACACACGCGCGCCUAUUGGCCGGAACCUAGAGCGGAACCGAUACCUAGAGGCUUCCGUGAUAUUUUCAGGCGGACGGAGAGUCAAGAAGACAUGAAUGGCGGUCUUGGGAAGCAAAGGGAGGACCAGGAUCCACAAUUUAUCACCAGCGCGAUCGAAAUGGAGGACGCGAGGUCACUACGAGUGUCGAGCGUGAGUAAUCCUGCCAGUUGGAGAACGUCCGCAACGACGGAGGGCCACAAGGAUCAGGAGAUUUUCCAUGCCGUAUGA
Molecule: messenger RNA, 1011 nt
Organism: Alternaria ethzedia
Lineage: Eukaryota; Fungi; Ascomycota; Dothideomycetes; Pleosporales; Pleosporaceae
Exons: 4
Coding region: 1-1011 (336 amino acids)
Source: RefSeq, a predicted model, not a curated record